AUGCACUUUUGUUAUUAUAAUUUAUUGUAUGGCACAAAAAGGGGGAGCAGCCUGCUCAUUAUCCUUUUCAUCGUCACAAUUCGUUCCUUUUCUCUUAUUGCGAUUUCCUUCCUUCGUUAUCUGCUUCUUAUCUUUCAUUUGGUUCUUAUUGUUCGUCCCCUCGUCGUUCUUGUUCUUCUCGUUCUUGUUCAUUUUCUUAUUCUUCCUGUAAUGCUUCUUUACGUUCUUCGUGUUCAUAUUAGCAUUAUUCUUAUUGUGAUCAUUAUGUUUCAUUUUCUCAUUGUCGUCUUUCUUUUCGUUCUUUUUUUAUUUUUUAAUUGUUGUACAUCUCUUUGUUUAUUUCAGUAUUUUUGUUAUUUUCGUUCUUUUUCCAUUUCUCAUUAUCGGACUUCUUUUCGUUCCUCUUCUUUGUGUUCUUUUCAUUUUCUCCUUGUACUUAUUUUCGUCCUUUUUUUACAGCUUGUUUCAUUAUUCUUCUUCUUUUCGUUUUCUUUCAUUUUCUCAUCUUUUCGUUUUCAUUGUUUAUUUCAUUAUUCGUGUUCUAAUCGUUUUUUUUCAUUUACUCAUUGUUGUAUUUCUUUUCGUUCUUAUCGUUCCUCUUGUCAUUUUCCUUCCUUUUCAUUUUCUAAUAUUUUACGUCUUUUCGUUCUUUUCGUUCCUCUUGUUAUAUUCAUUCUUUUUCUUUUUCUCAUUUUUGUAUUUCUUUUCGUUCUUGUUCCUCUUUUUAUUUUCCUUCCUUUUAAUUUACUCAUUGUUGUACUUCUUUUCGUUUUUUUAUUUUCAUUCGUUUUCUUUUUUCAUUUUUGUACUUUUUUCGUUCUUUUCAUUCCUCUUGUUUUCUUUCCUUUUCAUUUACUCAUUGUUGUACUUCUUUUCGUUCUUUACAUUCCUCUUGUUUUCUUUCCUUUUCAUUUACUCAUUGUUGUACUUCUUUUCGUUCUUUUCAUUCCUCUUGUUUUCUUUCCUUUUCAUUCACUCAUUGUUGUACUUCUUUUCGUUCUUAUCGUUCCUCUUGUCAUUUCUCUUCCUUUUCAUUUUUUAAUUUUUUUACCUCUUUUUGUUCUUUUCGUUCCUCUUGUUAUUUUCCUUCCUUUUCAUUUACCCAUUGUUGUACUUCUUUUCGUUCGUCUUCUUCAUAUUAUUGUUGUACUUCAUUCAUUUUGUUCCUCUUGUUCAUUUUCAUGUUUUUCUUAUUGUUUUUCUUCGCACGUUUCUAUCAAUCAUCUUUGCUUUUAUUUUGUCAUGGACAUUCUCCUUUCUUUCAUAUUUAUUUGCUUUUCCUUUCUCGUACUUUUUCUUAUUGCUCUUAACGCUUUUAAAGUUCAUAGUAGGGUGACACUCUCUAUCUUUCUCUUUCUCUCUCUCUGGAAAUAUUCUAGUCUUUUAUCUAUCUAUCUGGAAAUGUCCCAGUCUAUUAUCUAUCUAUCUAUCUACCUAUGCAAAAUGCUUAUAUAUGACUUAUUAACACUUUUUCUUUCUUUCUUUCUUUCUUUCUUUCUUUCUUUCUUUCUUUCUUUCUUUCUUUCUUUCUUUGUGCCACCUCCCUCAAACUGUUCAUUAUCUAUCGACCUCUUCAUAUCUAUCUAUCUAUCUAUCUAUCUAUCUAUCUAUCUAUCUAUCUAUCUAUCUAUCUAUCUGAAUUAUCUGUUCAUUAUCUGUUUAUUUAAGUUUGAUUAUCUAUCUAUCUAUCUAUCUAUCUAUCUAUCUAUCUAUCUAUCUAUCUAUCUAUCUCAAUUAGUUCAUUAUCUGCCUGCUUGUCUUUCUGACGUUUUCUCUUUCUCUAUCUCAGUCUGUUCAUUAUUUGUUUAUUUAAGUUUGAUCUAUCUAUCUAUCUAUCUAUCUAUCUAUCUAUCUAUCUAA
Messenger RNA from Acanthosepion pharaonis, 1860 nucleotides. The record is from the annotation of a GenBank genome assembly. Lineage: Eukaryota; Metazoa; Mollusca; Cephalopoda; Sepiida; Sepiidae.